AUGGCCAGCUUCCAGGGGAGCCCCUCCAUUCUCUUUCAUGAUAAUGAGAACACGGUUUUUCUCGUUGACUUACCAGGAUCAAUUGCCCAAGCACAAGAAAUAUUGCCCACUACGCCUGCCCCAACAGGGGGAACUCCUUCCAUAUCAAAUCAAGGGAACAGGAAACACAAAUUAAAAAAGAGGUCCCUUAUCUCUAGUGUGCCUCUCACGGCGCCUUACCUGUCUCUCACAGAGCCAAAGACAGACACUGCGCGCGCAAAGGUUCUGUCUAACAUAUCACUGUGCGAACAACGAUUUCAUGGUGAAUAUAUCCAGCCACUUGUGGCAAACGCUUUAGAUGAUUUACGGGCCGGGUAUAUGCCAUCUGGCUCUCAAUGGUGUCUUCCUAGAGCUGUUCUUGAUGCAACAGUGCUCAAAAAGGAGCCAUUGGAGAUCUCUGAUUCGUCAACGAAGAAACGGAAACGAAAGCAACCACGGAAUAGGCAUUGCUCACCUUCGAACCAAUUGGGAGAUGGAAGAAGUUCUCUCUGGUCCGCUGCACCGCCUACGAUUCUGUCAUCGACGUCUCUCAACAUAUUUAGCUCGAUGUCAGAGCUUGAAGGUGUGGUGAAAAAUCCAUCCUCAGAUGAGACUGUGCUAUCAAUCAGUACCGUCGGAUAUGAUGGCACGCGUUGUUCUUUAGAAUACAUCAUCCCGCCUCGAUCUGCCUUUGUGCUUUGUAACCUGCCUCUAUCACAGUCAGAGCCCUUGGAGAGACCUAUUCCCGGGCUUCCUAGCAACCAGCGUUUCAAUCUGAUGCUCUUCGAUCCACCCUGGCCAAAUCGCUCUGUUCGACGCAGUAAAGGCUAUCAAACUCAUGCUUACAACGAAGUGGACAUUUUGAGCCUGCGACUUCAAGACAUCCUGCGUGCUCACGCUUACUGUCCACUUGAUGAUGUUACGGUAAGCUCAGCUACGACUACAAGCACCAAUGCAGCUCCAGAACAGGUUUCCCAGGAAACUUUCGCAGCUAUCUGGAUCACCAACUCUGAGAAAGCUCGUAGAGUCGCCUACGAAGCCUUGCUGGCUUCUGGAUUUCGUAUCCACGAGGAAUGGGUCUGGAUCAAGAUCACUGCUGAUGGACAGGCGGUGUGUCCAUUGGAUGGGCUCUGGCGAAAGCCAUACGAGAUUCUCGUCAUUGGGCGGAAAGAUCCGAUUUCAGCGGUAUCAGAUCUUGGCUAUGCAACCUCGCAGGGAAAAACAGACACUAUCAAUCUACUUGAUGUCGACCCCAGUACAAUUACCAGAAGAGUGAUUGCAGCUGUUCCAGAUCUCCAUUCGCGAAAGCCAAAUCUGAAACCUAUAUUUGAGCGGGUCUUAUUUGGUGUGUCGGACUCUACUCGCAAGUCUUAUUCGGCGCUCGAGGUGUUUGCUCGGAGUCUAACCUCCGAAUGGUGGGCAUGUGGGAAUGAGGUAGUGAAGUUCAAUGCCCGAGACAAUUGGGUCGAGACUUGA
Molecule: messenger RNA, 1494 nt
Organism: Penicillium longicatenatum
Lineage: Eukaryota; Fungi; Ascomycota; Eurotiomycetes; Eurotiales; Aspergillaceae
Product: MT-A70 family
Exons: 1
Coding region: 1-1494 (497 amino acids)
Cellular component (GO): nucleus; RNA N6-methyladenosine methyltransferase complex
Molecular function (GO): methyltransferase activity
Source: RefSeq, a predicted model, not a curated record